AUGCUGGCAGAAUAUUGCCCAGGUGAACAAGUUAACGUAAUCCCGGGCUACAGUGAAGUUGAUCCUGUCCCGCCAUAUCCCUACCGCAUGACAUCCAAUUUGGUCCCCACGGCUACCGGAGAACAUUCGUUUAGCUUGAGCAAUGUUGGAGGGUCAAGGCUAUUGAUAGGUGGACAGCUUGUUAUCGACAAUCCACGCUGGACGGAGCUUGGGGAGACUUUCUAUGCCUUUGGCAGCGCUAAAGUGCCCGCCAGUAAGCUUCUGCUUGCUGGUAAAGCUUAUAUAGUACAGGUGGGGGCUUGGGCCAAUGCCUACGAAUUGUCUGCCAACGCAUUGAGCGCUGAUGCAAAUCACGCCUUUGCUGCUCAUCCUUCUGUCCGCAUCGGGUAUCUCCAGCAGAUCCCAAGCACUGAGGAGCUAAUUUCCGAGGCCUUCGCACUAGCCGACGAAAGCGCAAUGACCAUAAUCGUGCUGGGACUUAAUGAAGACUGGGAAAACGAAUGGUAUGAAAGAAAGAAUAUGGCUUUUCCGGGGAGCCAGGACAAAUUGGUCGAAGCUCUCAUAUCGAGCGUGGAACGUCCUAAAAGCCUCGUAUUCAUCAAUCAGUCAGGGUCGCCUGUGGAGCUUCCAUGGAUUGACAAAUCCUCAACUUUCCUUCAGGCGUGGUAUGGAGGUCAAGAAUCUGGAAAUGCUCCGGCAGAUGUCUUAUUUGGAAACACCAACCCCUCCUGA
Messenger RNA from Penicillium verrucosum, 732 nucleotides. Its product is annotated as Glycoside hydrolase family 3. The transcript is spliced from 2 exons. Gene Ontology annotation, biological process: glucan catabolic process. The record is from RefSeq and is a predicted model, not a curated record. Bases 1 to 732 code for a protein of 243 amino acids. NCBI's taxonomy places the organism in Eukaryota, Fungi, Ascomycota, Eurotiomycetes, Eurotiales, Aspergillaceae. Gene Ontology annotation, molecular function: beta-glucosidase activity.